Molecule: messenger RNA, 218 nt
Organism: Cetraspora pellucida
Lineage: Eukaryota; Fungi; Glomeromycota; Glomeromycetes; Diversisporales; Gigasporaceae
Source: the annotation of a GenBank genome assembly
CAUUUAGUUAAUUCUGUUGGUGAAGUGGACAUUGAUUUUUUUAAACAGGUUCAAUGUAAUGGAGAUUAUCCUAUAAUUGCUACAUAUGAAGGCGAAUUUGUAAAUCCCUUUUGUUUUCAAAAUCCUAAAGUUUUAGAAAUCUCAACGAUCAGAGAGUCAAUUAUUGAAUACAAAGACGAUUAUGCAAUAGAGGAUAACAAUGCCAAUAAAGAUGAUGA